Messenger RNA from Dufourea novaeangliae, 2383 nucleotides. RefSeq names its product GRIP and coiled-coil domain-containing protein 1 (gene GCC88). The record is from RefSeq and is a predicted model, not a curated record. The coding region runs from base 222 to 2174 and encodes 650 amino acids. Gene Ontology annotation, cellular component: Golgi apparatus. The transcript has 11 exons. NCBI's taxonomy places the organism in Eukaryota, Metazoa, Arthropoda, Insecta, Hymenoptera, Halictidae.
UUCGACGAUAUAAGAGACGACGUUAUAUUCAAUAUGAAAGCGGUAAUACAACGAGUGACAAAAGCUAGCGUGUCAGGUAAUGGUUAGGUUAUAAGAACGUUUUGUCAAUCGAAAAAGGACAACAAAUUCUCAAUAUUUCAAGGAUUUCUGUGGGAAACACGUCUAAGCAAAGAGUCGGAGUAUACUGACGGCUUUUUUAAUCUAUAUUUUAUUGGAAUACAAUGGAAAACACUAAUAACGAGCAAAAGGAAACAGAGGGGAAAGAUAUAGAGAAUGAAGAUUCCGAAGAUAAAUCAGACGUCUCUUCGCAAGAUGAAAAAACCGAAAAUCAGGAACAGCAUAAAUCCAAAACUACGUGUACCACAGACAAUGAACCGUCUAAUUUACAGUCGCGAGAAAUCCAAACAGAUACCGUGGAGACCGAAACGGUAGAUCAAUUAAAGAAUCAGCUAGAUACAUUGAUGAAUUCUCUAGCUACUUUGUCAGCAGAGAAAUCUAAAAUGGAAGCAAAUUUUCAAAUAGAUAAAAAACAACUGCGAAGUGAACGGGAUGAAUGUGAGAAAGUAAUCAAAGAACUGAAAGAAAAACUGAAAAAAGUGCAGACUUCAAAUUAUUCUGAAGUCGAACAGGUAAAAUGUAAAUUAAUUAUGGAACGUCAUGAAAGGGAGAAAGAGCAAGCUGAUCAUGCUAAAAUAUUAAAAGAAUUCCAGAAACUGUUAUACGAUGAACGUCGAAAUAAAGAACAGUUGGAGGCGCAACUGAAAAGUCAGUUUGCAAAUAAAACUCAAUGUAAAAUACUCGAGGCUGAGUUGGAAAUAACUAGAAAUAAGCUAAAACAAGCAGAAGAAGCAGCUAAAGAGACACCUCCGAUUUUACUGUCGCUCCAAUCCGAAAUGGCUCUUAUGAAGAAACAACAUCUGAAUGCGAUACACGAAGAACAAAAACGUGCUGCCUCCGCGGAACAGCGGGCCAGAGUGUUGGCACUGACACACGAGACUAGAGUAGCAGGCCUAGAAUCAAGACUGGCUGAACUAUCUGAAAUUGUUGGAGGAUACGACAGACUCAGACAACAAGAUCAGCAGGCUAUUCAGAAGCUGAAAGACCAGUUAAGCGAUUUACAGGACUCCGAACGCAGCGAUUAUCUUACUGUGAACAGUGAACCCGAAGAGAUUAUUUCUAAAAUAAAAAAUCUUUAUACCAAAUUGCUAGAUUUAGAUAAUAAAAAGAGUGAAUCAGCUCAUGUCAAAUCAUUGCUAAACAGCCUAGGUUUGUACGACAAGCAACACAUUGUCGAUUAUAAGGAAAAAUACGACAUUUUGGUACAAGAGUUUGAAGAUUAUAAACAGCAUAUAUCUAAAUACAGUACUUCAAAUAUCUCUCAUAGCAUUCAGAGUCAAAACAUGACAGUGCACGAUAAGAACAAUAAAACGCAACUGCAUCUUUUAAAAGCACACAACAGUAAUUUAGAGGAAAGAAUGCGUAUAUUAAGUAACGAAGUUAUGAAUAAAGAAACGGAACUACAACUAAAAUUGGAUCAUCAACACAAGUCAUUUCAAGAGGAACGCGUGAGACUGGAACACCUGUUGCUUCAAAAAGACAACGAAUUUCGUAGCAAAAUAUCGACGCUAGAGCAACAGAUAUUGCGACAACGAGAACGAUCAAUGGCUCUAAUUGAAGAGAAGGACAAAGAAAUUUUAACUUUGAAAACAUCUUUUCAUGCAUUAUUGCCAAAGAAAGAAAAUCCUAUUGUAGAAAGUAGAACAGACGUAACGAAACGUGAACAUAAAGGAGAACCAAUGUCUGACCUAAUAACAGGACUAUUAACAUGUGACAGUCCUCCAAUAUUACAUUACAGUCAGGAAUUAGCAAGGAAAGAGGUGCAGGUAUCGGCUUCCAGGAGGAAAAUUUUAGAAUUGGAAGCUACAUUGCGGGACAAGCAAAGAGAAAUUGUCCAUGUAAAAGAGAAACAAAAGGAGGACACAAAAGUUUUGCAGGCUCAGAUUGGAAGACUCGAAGCUUGCAAAUCCAGAGAAGGCGCUAAUCUUGAGUAUUUAAAGAACGUUUUUAUAAACUACCUGACCACAAAUGAUGCUUCCAGCAAACGUCAUAUGCUAAAUGCUAUUUCGACAGUGUUACGAUUUACCACCGAAGAAUUAAAUAAAGUGAAACAUUGAUAGUUUUUGUUAGCGAUUGUCCUAAAUACGAUAUAAAAUUGGUUCUAUUUUCGGUGCUCUUUUAAAUGCUAUGUGGGUAAUGUUCGCGCUCAAUAGCACGUUCGUCAAAAUAUAUCUUUUCCUAAUUUUUCAGCAGUGAGUACUAUUACAGUUUACAGUAUACUAUUUAUACAGAUUACACUAUUUAGUUUAAACAGUAUUUAAUUAAC